CAUUCAAUAGUCCCGUUGAUGAGGAGGGCGUUCGCGCUCACUUUCAUUGGCAUCAAUAUCAUCGCCAAGCAUCCUGGUUACCAUCUAGUGGCGACAGCAGCUCUUCCGCAGAUACACGGAGCUCGACGUUUAGCCCGCGCGCUCCGUCCAGUAGUGCUGACUCACUGACUGAUUCCGACAGCCUGACUGAUUCUUAUAACCGAGUUCACUUAGACAAAUUGAUUGACCAUACAAUUGGGACUGAUUCUGUCAGCCCAACAAAAACGCCAGCUGAUUAUGAUGAUGAUGACGACGAUGAUUUCGACGACGACGACGCCUUACUUGCCGCUAAUCCAGCCUCCGCCUUUGACGACGAUUUCGGUUCCACCUCGUUUCAGUCACGUCUCGCAUACUCACAAUCAGCAGAGUUCAAGUCCAGACCAGAUACGCUCUUUCUAAGUUCGCGGGACGAAUACUCAUCCUCCUCCUCUUUCUCACCUCGCUCCUCCUUCUCGUCCUCCCGUCCCUCGACUUCCUCCCUCCGUUCCUCCUCCCCUCCCCCAAAUCCCUCGCAACCCUCCUCGCGUUUCGCCUCCCCUCUCCCCAACCCGUCACCACCCUCGCCCGCAUCUUUUCGUAACAAAAAUCCUCCAAGAUCCUGGAAGAUUCCUAGAAGCAGAAACCCGAACAGAAUUAGCACUAGAAUAGGAACGCAGCGAGCGUGGGCUCCUGUUGUUCCUACACCCGAGUACGUGCACCCUAGCGAGGUGUCCCUUGACGCGGCUUUAGCAUUCGAGAGGCAGCGGGUGCUUCGGCAGGAGCAGCGUAGGCGGCAGCAGCAGGUGACGGGGCCGUGCAGCCCGCUAGAAACGGCGAAGGUGAUACGGAUUAAGUCGUACGCGGACGUCGCGAAGCGAUUAAACUUCGCGCCGACUCAGACCGUGAUGCUGGUGCUGCUUCCACCUGGGUUCAUCGCUAGUACGGGUCUGCUGUUUGACGGAAACUACUCGUGCACGAUCCUGCGAAGCAAGAAGCCCGCGCAGAGAAGUUACAUCAAGCUGACAAACGCACUGCAGCCCGUUUUACGCAUCUGGAACACGCACAACGUGAUCGUCAUGGACGUCAAUUUCUACCUGCCCGUCAAGUCCAGCUCGCGCCUGUGCUCCUUCACUGAGGUCGGCAAGGGCAUGCUGUGCCCCGCCAUCCACAUCUGGCGGAGCUACGGCGUGCAGGUGGCUAAGGGCGAGGUGUUUGGGCGCAUAGACGUGUUUCGCAGUAUGCAAGCGCGGGUGGAUGGCAUGAGCGUCACCGCCACCUACCGCUUUGUCAACUCGCCAGGGGUUAUUCGCAUCGGGGAGAGCGGGUACGGGCCGGAGCUGGUGCGGGCAAACAUAGUGAUCUCGAAUAAUGAAGCAUACGGCGUGGACACCCCUAUUGUGAUGCACUGGGGUGCGGUGGGAGUGACAGUGGUCAACAACUUCAUCCAUGACUUUGGGUUUGCGGGCAUUCGGUGCGGCGCGGAUGUGCACUUUGUGGGCGACUGCAUGCUGACCAACAUUUCCAACAACAUUGUGUACAACUGGCGAAGGAAUUCAUCGGGGGAUGUGGAUUCUGCAGGAAUUUAUUACUGCACGCACUGGUUCAGCCCUGGCAACGUUGCUGAGUGCAAUUAUGUGGCGGGCGGUGACCACUGCUACUAUCUAGACUAUGUGACGUCGGGCGUGGUGAUCCGUGGGGGUGCGUGCAUCAACACGUACGAUGGCAUCAAAGUCAACAACGGCAAGCUGAAUGUGAUAAAGCACGUGAUUCUGAAGAACGUGGAGGGCAUGCCAGGCUGGUGCACGUGCUUGACUCCCACGGUCAACAACUGUCGCAAGGGCCCCGGGACCUACUGGGAGAAGAUGCGCCUCAAAUACUAUGACACCGAGCUGUUCCGCAAGCUCUGGCCCUGGUGGCCUAGUGUGUGUAAAGACACAUCUAUCAACGGUGUCAGCUGCAACCCUCCUGGUGCCAUGGGGGCUUACUUGACCGGCAACUGUAGCGGGCUCGGCACUGAGAAUUACCUCGACCUUGUCGUGAAGGGAGGAGGCUCGGUGAAGGUCGGCAAGGGCGGCAAGGCAGCCAAGGGCCGCGGAGGAAGCGGCGGAAGAAACGGCGGAGAGGGCGGAGAGAAGAACUUCGAUGCGGGGGAGGCCUCGAGCACAGAGGCAAGCAGCAAGGACGGCAAGGGAAAGAAAGGCAGAGGGAACGCCAAGGGGAGGAAGGGGAAGGAGGGGAGAGGCACGUACAAGGGCGGAGGGGGAGGCGUGUGGGAGCAGCUGAGGACGUUGGGAGCAGUGUCGGAUCAUGUGUUUGGGAACCAGGCCAAGCAUGCAGAGCUCAGGCAGCAAGUGGUUGACUACAUAGAGACCCACGAGGUUGACUUUGCCCCGUUCGUGGAGGACGACAUGGGCUUUAAGGAGUACUGCAGCAGCAUGCGCGAGGACGGCACAUGGGGUGGACACAUGGAAUUGCAGGCUGUUUCAUUGCUGUUGAAAAGAAACGUUUGCAUUCACCAGUUGCAGCAGCCCCGGUGGAACAUUGUCAACUUUGAUGACGCCAGCAUUCCCACCAUCCACCUCUCCUACCACGACGGGGAUCACUACAACAGCGUGCAGAUGGAAGGGGACGAGCUGUAG
Molecule: messenger RNA, 2657 nt
Organism: Closterium sp. NIES-65
Lineage: Eukaryota; Viridiplantae; Streptophyta; Zygnematophyceae; Desmidiales; Closteriaceae
Source: the annotation of a GenBank genome assembly